This is a messenger RNA of Ylistrum balloti, 3880 nucleotides long. Its product is annotated as 1-phosphatidylinositol 4,5-bisphosphate phosphodiesterase beta-1-like. Gene Ontology annotation, biological process: lipid catabolic process; phosphatidylinositol-mediated signaling. Bases 1 to 3852 code for a protein of 1283 amino acids. Gene Ontology annotation, molecular function: calcium ion binding; phosphatidylinositol-4,5-bisphosphate phospholipase C activity. The transcript has 35 exons. The record is from RefSeq and is a predicted model, not a curated record. NCBI's taxonomy places the organism in Eukaryota, Metazoa, Mollusca, Bivalvia, Pectinida, Pectinidae.
AUGGCGGGAGCUAAACCUGGUGUUCACGCUGUUCAGUUAAGGCCGAUCUGCGUACCAGAGUCGCUUAUCAAGGGCCUGAAAUUCAUCAGAUGGGAUGAGAGCUCAGCGAUUGGAACACCGGUCACCCUCAAGGUGGAUCCGAAGGGAUAUAUCCUGUACUGGAAGGACCUGAACAAGGGCCAAAGUACAGGCAGGAAGGUGUCCAUGACUGUAGUGGACAUGGAUUGUCUGGACAUCUCGUAUAUCCGAGACACACGGACGGGCCGCUUCGCCAAAGUACCCAAGGAAGGGAAGCUAAGGGAGUCAUGUAUGAUAGGCAAUAUGGACUGUUCAUUGGAGGAUAAGACUGUUACUAUUGCCUACACAAAGGAUCCCUCCAAGUGCAACAUGGUGGAUGUCGACUUUAUCAACUUUGUGUGUGCCAGCAAGGCUGUAGCCAAGGAAUGGUGUGAUGAGUUGUUGAAGUAUGCCACCAAUCUUUUGGCUCUCAACGCCAGUGCGCUGUCCUAUCUGGAGAAAGCCCAUACCAAACUCACACAUGUACUGGAUGUCAAUGGGCGCAUACCUGUCAAAAACAUUGUGAAGAUGGUUGCUAAACAUACAGAAGACCGUCGACGUGUGGAGAAAGCUCUUGAGGCUGUAGGAUUUAAUGCUGGAAAGAAUGAGACUAUUGAUCCUAACAAAUUUACAUUUGAUGGAUUUUUCAAUUUCUACCGCCACCUGGUGGGGAGAACGGAGGUUGAUAAGGUCUUUGAUGAGAUUGGUGCCAAAAAGAAGCCGUACCUAACGGUAGACCAGUUUGUAGAAUUCCUAAAUGGUGAGCAGAGAGACCCACGUUUAAAUGAGAUUUUAUAUCCAUACUACUCCACAAAGCAAGCCCAGGACCUAAUAAAUACCUACGAGACGAAGAUCGGCAUGGCAGCCAAGGGGGAUAUUGAGCCAGGCCAUCUUUCCCAGGAAGGAUUUCUUAUGUUCUUGAUGAGUGAUGAAAACCAGAGUAUUGCACCAGAUUUGUUGGAUCUGAGCCAUGACAUGACUCAACCUUUAAGUCAUUACUUUAUCAACUCCAGCCACAACACAUACUUGUGCCACCAGUUGACCAGUAAGUCGUCUGUGGAAUUGUACAGACAAGUCCUGCUCAGUGGAUGUCGCUGUAUAGAACUGGAUUGCUGGGAUGGACGAGGUGCAGAUGAAGAGCCAAUCAUCACCCAUGGUUACACCAUGUGCACUGACAUCUCCUUUAAGGAAGUUAUUGAAGCCAUUGCAGAAAGUGCCUUCAAGACAAGUGAUUUCCCAGUGUCCCUGUCCUUCGAAAACCACUGUUCACCUAGACAACAGGCAAAAAUGGCAGCCCACUGUAGAAAUAUAUUCGGGGAUAUGUUACUAACAGAGCCACUGAUGUCAAACCCGGUUGAACCUAAUACACCGUUACCAAGUCCACUACUGUUGAAAGGCAAGAUUAUCGUAAAGAACAAGAAACGGCACACUCACAAGCCCAGACCAGCAAAAGUUCAGACACCUUUGAAGAGUACACCAAGUUCUAGUAAAAUGGGUCAGGUGAAUGGAGAGACCAAAGGUGGAGGAGGAGACAGUGGUGGAGGGGGAGGAAGUGAAGGCAAGUCCAGCUCAUCAUCCUCCGAGCCUAAAGCACGCACAGAGAGCGAGAGUGGUGAGGGAACACCUGCAGAUAAACCUAGAGAUGGACCAAUUGAUUCGGAUGAGGAUUCUGAAUCAGAUGAGAGUGACUUUGAAGAGGAGGAGGAAGUGCAGGAUAAGAUCAAGACUAACUUCAAGCAGGAUAAAGGUACAGCUGGAAAAGAAGCUGAAGCUGGCCAGGAGAUGUCAGCUCUUGUCAACUAUAUACAGCCUGUCCACUUCCACACCUUUGAUAUCUCAGAAAAGAGAAGCAGGAGUUAUGAAAUCUCAUCCUUUGUGGAGACCCAGGCGCUGAGUUUAUUAAAGGAAUAUCCAGUAGACUUUGUCAAUUAUAACAAGAGACAGAUGAGUAGAAUCUACCCAAAAGGAACACGAGUCGACUCCAGUAACUUUCUUCCACAGAUCUUCUGGAAUGCUGGCUGCCAGUUGGUUGCAUUGAAUUUCCAAACUUUAGAUGUACCAAUGCAGAUCAAUCUGGGAAUAUUUGAGUACAAUAACCGCUCAGGCUACAUACUCAAACCAGACUUCAUGAGAAGAACGGAUCGACGGUUUGACCCCUUUGCUGAGUCAACUGUAGAUGGCAUUGUAGCUGGCAAAGUUGUGGUUAAGAUAAUAUCUGGUUCCCUCCUGUCUGAGAAGAAGAUGGGUACCUAUGUGGAGGUGGAAAUGUAUGGUUUACCCACAGAUACUGUCAGAAAAAAAUUCAAAACUAACAUGGUAACCAACAAUGGCAUUAACCCUGUAUAUUCAAGUGAACCAUUUGUAUUUGAAAAGGUCGUCCUUCCAAAUUUAGCUGUGAUAAGAAUUAUUGCAUUUGAUGAGAACAACAAAAUGUUAGGCCAUAGGAUUUUACCUGUUCAAGGUUUAAGACCAGGUUACCGCCAUCUUCCACUUCGGAAUGAAUGUAACCUGCCUCUCCUACUACCCAGUCUCUUUGUCUACAUCAAUGUCAUGGACUAUGUGUCAGACCAGUUUGCUAUGUUCACGUGGGCAUUGAGUAACCCAAUACAGUACCUAUCACAGCUGGAGAAACGUGAUGCACAGUUGAAGAUCCUUGAGGACAUGGAUAAUGAAGAUGAGGAGGUAUCCGAGAGCUCGGUCGAUGGAAACAAGGAUGUGUCGAGACAAGACAGCAGUAGCAGUACAGCCAAUACCAUUCCAGAGAAAAAGACGGAAAAGAAACCAGUAACCAGUAAAUCUUCUCACGCAGAAAUAAAACCCCAGAUCAGUGGUAGUUCAGACACCAGCAGUCCAUCAGAUCGCAUGUUUUAUCGAAUGGUGAGCCAGACUCAACUCCGUAGUGUGAACAGUAUAAACAAUGAAAACGGAAUUAAUGCUGCCACCUCUAAACUCAACGAUCCAGCCAUUUUACAACCAACACCUUUAGCGGAGCUCAAACAACAAAAACCCUUCCUUAAGGCUCUAAGUAAACGAGACAAGGAACUAGAAUCUCUAAAAAAGAAGCAUGAAAAAGUGAGGGAUGGUGUUAAGGAGGUACAUGACACACAGCUGGAUAAACUAUUGCGUACACAGGUGAAGGCAAAACGUAGUCUGGAGAAGACCAACAGUAAAAUCCUAGAAAAGGCCAAGAAACAUGGAAACAAAGAAGAAGUGGAGCGUAAAACCUCCAUGGAGUAUGAUAAUCUUCUGACCGGCCAUGAGGUCGAGCAAAAGUCCAAGCAUAAGGAGUUACGGAACACACAGACAGAAAUGUUUGUGUCCAUUAGUAAAGAACAUUAUCAAGCAGAGCUAGAGAUAUACCAGCGCCACCUGGAGCCUCUGUACACCACUCUCAAGGAAAUUAUGGAAACAGACCACAAAAACCAUCUUAAGAGGCUCAGUGAUGUACAUGAUACUGAAGUAAAAAAACUUACCGAUGACAUGGAAGCUUCAAGACAAAAAGAUAAUAAGCAAAUGAGCAAGCAGUACAAGGAUAAAGAGGAAAGAGCCAGACGAAGACGUGAAGCACAGCUGAAACAUGUAGAUGCAGUAGUUGAGCGAAGAAGAAAGCUUAGUGAUAUACUUGCCAAGAAGAUAGAAGAACUGAACAAAGCUCUGGAAGGUAUUGUAGAGGAAUUUGAACAAGAAAAACUGCAGGCCCCAGAAAAGUUGAUAGCUGAGUUUGAGGAGAAAUGUGAGAAAUUAGCGAUGCAGCAUAAAACUUGUGAGACCGUGGAGGAAAACACGCAGUUAUAAGGACCAUUUUGACUAGCUUUGUGAUACC